UCGCAACUGGGUGUAAAGGUCGUUGUUAUACUUAAAGAUUCACAUUUGUCAAUCGAAGGUGCUCAUUCUGAGCCUGAUGUUUGUCAGAGUCACGAUAUCUCUUAUAUUCAAUUAAGAUAUGCCCGCCACUGGUUUUUGUAAUCUUUCCAGAGAUCCUCCUGAUAUUGAGAAUCUUCUGUCACUGAAUCCAAAAGUGUACACGAAAGCGAGUGUCGUACCCAGUGCUCAAACUAAAGAAAACAAAAAACACUGGAAAAGGAAUUCCGAUAAGAAGUGUGGAACAUGCAGGCCAUUGAAGAGUGAUUUUGAUGACAUAAAACAUACUACAUUGAGUGAACGAGCAGCUUUAAGAGAAGCAGCUAGGUAUCUUUCUUGUCAAUAAUAAUAAUAUAUNCCUUGUCAAAAAGGUUGCCCAACUCAAAUUGACAUCAAAGCAUUUAUCACUUGCAUAGCUUCCAAGAAUUAUUAUGGUGCAGCUAAACUUAUUCUUUCUGAUAAUCCCGUUGGGUUGUCAUGUGGAAUGGUGUGCCCAACAAGUGAUCUUUGUGUCGGAGGAUGCAAUUUAUAUGCCUCAGAAGAAGGACCCAUUAACAUCGGUGGACUCCAACAAUUUGCUGUUGAAACAUUUAUGGAAAUGAAGAUACCACAGAUAAAAGAUCCAAAUCUGUUUCCAGAUCAGAAAGUUCCAGGUAGUUACAGGUCUAAAAUAGCAAUCAUUGGUUGCGGACCAUCAGGAAUAAGUUGUGCUACAUUUUUAGGUCGUUUAGGUUAUACAGAUAUAACAGUAUUUGAAAAGGAAGAUUAUAUUGGAGGAUUAAGCUCCUCUGAAAUACCACAGUAUAGAUUACCACAACAUGUUGUAAAGUUUGAAGUUGAGAUGAUGAAAGAUUUAGGAGUAAAUAUACAAUGCAAUAAAGCGUUUGGAAAAGAUCUUACAUUGAAAUCGUUGCAAGAAGAAAAGUAUAAAGCAAUAUUUAUUGGAAUUGGUUUACCAGAACCCAAAAUAAUUCCGAUUUUCGAAAAUCUAAAACCUGAAAACGGAUUUUACACAUCAAAGAACUUUCUUCCCGCCGUAGCAAAAGCAAGCAAACCAGGUAUGUGUGCAUGUAAACAGCAACUACCCCAGAUCUAUGGCAAUGUCAUUGUUUUAGGAGCAGGUGACACUGCUUUUGAUUGUGCAACAUCAGCUAUUAGAUGUGGUGCUAGAAAAGUUUUUGUUGUGUUUAGAAGAGGUUGUACAAACAUAAGAGCAGUGCCAGAAGAAGUAGAACUAGCAAGGGAGGAGAAAUGUGAAUUCAUUCCAUUUUUAUCUCCCAGAAAAGUAAAUGUUGAAAACGGGAGAAUAAUUUCCAUGGAGUUCAUCCGAACCGAAGAGGAUGAGAAUGGGAAAUGGAUUUCUGACGAGGAUCAAAAAGUUAUUCUCAAAGCUAACUUUGUCAUUUCCGCUUUUGGUUCCUCUCUCACUGACGAAAAAGUAAAAAACGCUUUAUCACCUCUGAAGUUAACAACUGGGGGAGUUCCAGAAGUUAAUUUUCAAACGAUGCAAACUUCAGAUCCAGGAAUAUUUUGCGGUGGAGAUUUGGCUGGAAUAUCGGAAACAACUGUCGAAGCAACUAAUGAUGGGAAAACCGCUGCUUGGUAUAUGCACACUUAUUUGCAGGCAUUAAAUGAUGUUCAGAUCUAUGGAAAACCAUCGUUGCCACCUUUUAUGACCCCAAUCGAUUUAGUGGAUUUAAGUGUGGAACUGCGUGGUUUGAAGUUUAAAAAUCCAUUUGGUCUUGCAAGUGCCCCUCCCACAACCAGCAGUCCCAUGAUUAGACGAGCUUUUGAAUCAGGAUGGGCUUUUGCCCUAACGAAGACUUUCUCUUUGGAAAAAGACAUUGUAACGAAUGUAUCACCUCGUAUUGUGCGUGGUACCACUUCUGGACACAUUUAUGGCCCUGGACAAGGUUCAUUUUUAAACAUAGAGCUUAUCAGCGAGAAGACUACAAGCUACUGGUUACAAAGCAUCGUUGAAUUAAAGAAGGAUUUUCCAGACCACAUUCUGAUAGCAAGUAUAAUGUGCUCAUAUGAUGAAAAUGAUUGGAUUAGUUUGGCCAAGCUAGCAGAGAAUUCGGGUGCUGAUGCUUUAGAAUUGAACCUAUCUUGUCCUCAUGGAAUGGGUGAACGAGGUAUGGGAUUAGCGUGUGGUCAGGAUCCAGAACUGGUGGAGAAUAUUUGUAAAUGGGUCAGAAAAACUGUCAAUAUACCUUUCUUUGCUAAAAUGACCCCAAACAUAACUAAUAUAGUAGAGAUAGCAAAAGCUGCAUACAGAGGAAAAGCAGAUGGCGUAACAGUGACAAAUACUGUUUCUGGUAUUAUGGAUUUAAAAAGUGAUGGUACACCAUGGCCAGGAAUCGGCAAAGAACAACGCACAACCUACGGUGGAGUUUCUGGCAAUGCCAUUCGACCCAUAGCACUGAGAGCCGUAACAGCAAUUGCAAGAGCAAUUCCAGGGUAUCCCAUAUUGGCUACGGGUGGUAUCGAUUCAGCGGAUGCGGGAUUGCAAUUUCUUCAUGCUGGAGCGACUUUACUGCAGGUCUGUAGUGCUGUACAGAACCAAGAUUUCACAGUGAUUGACGAUUAUGUGUCCGGCUUAAAAUCACUUUUAUACAUGCAAAGUCAACCUCACUUAAAUGAUUGGAUUGGACAGUCACCUCCAACACCAAAACAUCAGAAGGGAAAACCCGUCAUCGAUAUUGACAGUAUUGUCCAUAAGAAAUUACCAAACUUCGGACUUUUCUUAACCCAAAAACAAGCAAUAAUAGCAGAAUUAAAAGCCCACCAAGAUUUAUUGGAAGAUAAGAUGCAUGAUGUUGGAGAACACAGCAAAGAAAAACCACAAUCAGUACCAAAAAUAAAGGAUGUGAUUGGAAAAUCCCUGGAUAAAAUUGGAACAUUCUCCAAUUUAGACAUUUCUCAACAAGUAGUUGCUUUGAUUGAUGAAGAUAUGUGCAUAAAUUGUGGUAAGUGUUACAUGGCAUGCAAUGAUUCUGGAUAUCAGGCAAUUACAUUUGAUCCUAUCACUCAUCUUCCAAAAGUUACUGAUAACUGCACGGGUUGUACCUUAUGUCUAUCAGUGUGCCCAAUUAUUGAUUGCAUCAGAAUGGUUGCUCGCCAAACUACUUACGAACCAAAGAGAGGUAUACCUAUUAACAUCUCUGUUGAAAGAACAUCAAGAACCGAACCUCUUCCCGCUCAAUGAUAUAGUAAUUUUAUUUAUAGCAAAUUUUUCAAAUGCUUUCUUGAGACUUUUCUUGUAUUUACGCAUUUUGUAAACUAAGAAAUGUAAUUAUAGUUUCAUGCCUUUGAUUAAUGUAGCUUAUUGUUUUCCAAGCAAGUAUCUGGCUACUUAUUGUUUUAAACGGCCACAGAAAUUGUAUUGUCUAUUUUUUAUAACUAAAACUGGUGCUUGCAUUGUUUGCAAAAAGAAA
Parasteatoda tepidariorum (common house spider) is the source of this 3473-nucleotide messenger RNA. RefSeq names its product dihydropyrimidine dehydrogenase su(r) (gene su(r)). Gene Ontology annotation, molecular function: iron-sulfur cluster binding; dihydropyrimidine dehydrogenase (NADP+) activity; NADP binding. Gene Ontology annotation, cellular component: cytosol; cytoplasm. Gene Ontology annotation, biological process: thymine catabolic process; uracil catabolic process. NCBI's taxonomy places the organism in Eukaryota, Metazoa, Arthropoda, Arachnida, Araneae, Theridiidae. The record is from RefSeq and is a predicted model, not a curated record.